Molecule: messenger RNA, 3948 nt
Organism: Chironomus riparius
Lineage: Eukaryota; Metazoa; Arthropoda; Insecta; Diptera; Chironomidae
Source: the annotation of a GenBank genome assembly
GACGAGAAAAAUUUAAAGCAUUUCUUUCAAUAUGCUGGAUAUGUUCGGAAACGACUGGUCACCCAAGUAAUAAUCCACCUAUUUUUUUCAACGAAAACAAGAAACAAUUUUUAUCUUUAAUUGGCUUAAUUGAAGCAAUUAAUUAAGUUAGAAGAUAUAAAGAGUGUAAUUAAACAGUAGAAAAGUUAUCAAAAUAUCGAGUUUUGCCAAAUAUUUAUGAAUUAUGGCUUCAUUCGAUGUUUUCGACAAAUGCAGUUGGUAUUUUGGGUCGAUGAAUCGCUCAGAUGCCACAGAUUUACUGAUGAAGGAACGGGAAGGUGGAGUAUUUUUAGUACGCGAUAGUACAACAAUUUUAGGCGAUUAUGUUUUAUGCGUAAGGGAAGACACAAAAGUUAGUCAUUACAUCAUAAAUAAGAUACAACAGAAUGAUCAAAUCGUAUUUAGAAUUGGUGAUCAGCAAUUCUCAGAUCUUCCAGAACUGUUAGCCUUUUACAAAUUGCAUUACCUCGAUACAACUCCUCUGCGACGUCCUGCUACAAGAAAAAUAGAGAAAGUCAUUGCUAAAUUUGAUUUUGACGGUAGUGACUCAGACGACUUACCUUUUAAGAAAGGAGAAAUACUGUACAUAGUUAACAAAGAUGAGGAGCAAUGGUGGACAGCUCGAAAUUCACUUGGACAAACUGGGCAGAUUCCAGUCCCAUAUAUAGAAAUGUAUGACGAAAAUUCACGUUCAAGUGGCGGAUUCUCAAAUUCUCAACCAAGAGUACCAGCUGAUGGAACAUUUAAAAAGACUAAUCUCAAUAGAAAAUUGCCAGCAUACGCACGUGUUAAGCAGGCUCGAGUUCCAAAUGCUUACGAUAAAACAGCAUUAAAGUUAGAAGUUGGUGAUAUUAUAAAAGUAACGAAAAUGAAUAUAAAUGGACAGUGGGAAGGCGAGUUGAGAGGUAAAGUCGGAUUCUUCCCAUUCACACAUAUUGAAUUUCUGUCGAACGAUGAUGACGAGAAUUUCAAUGGCAAUUUAAUCGGCGAUGAGGAGCGUUGGGGCGAUUAAGAAAUAAUGAACUUUUAGAUUUUUCCUUAUUUUAUUAUUUUAUCAUUUCGAGAUUGUUAUUAAUCUGUAUAUCCUUCGUUUAAAUCACACGAGGAACUCGGCUAUCAAACAUUCGUGCCAGUUUCUUGAAAAUUUCAAUUUUUUAUGUCUCAUUUGCUAGAUUUUCUUUUAAAUUUUUCCCUCCAAACUUUGAUUUUAUUUUAUUUUGAUCUCGAAAGAAAUGGAUUAAAUUGUGGCUGGCAUAUGGCGUCAUUAAUAGAUUUUCUAGUGACAGCUAUGUGAUUGUCAUAUACUAUAUCGUUUGGGAUAGUGACGAGUAAUUCUUUUUUAACAUUAAUUUAACAAUACGCGAAUGAAAAUCAUUUUUUUAAAAAAAAUGAAGGUUUGAAAAUAAAAUUCAGGACGUAGAAUUGAGGGUUCUUAAAAAACACUAUUUAAAGGAAUCAAAUGAAAAUGAUACAUGAAUAAAAUUGUGAAUUAUACAGUUAGAUGAUAGGAAAAACAAACAAACUACUAAGUUUAAAAAAGAAUGAUAAAUUUGAUAGUGCAUAAGAGUAUAUAACAAAACAAAAAACAAAAAAUUAUUUACGGUGAAUGAUAAGAUGCAUAAAAUCCACUUCACAUAUUUUUUGAUUCAAAUUAAACAAAAUAAUUAUCUUUUGAACAACAAAACAACCGACUAAGCUUGCAAAUUAUAUUAAUAAUAAAUAGUAAUAAUGAUAGUGAAAGAUGACAAUGUAUAAUCAAAAGUGAAGGGAAUAGCUGUAAAUCAAAUAAUACAAAAUUGUCAAAAAAUUGACCAAAACUUGAGUGUGAACAGAUUUGAAUUAGAAAUUUAAAUGGAAAGCAAUUUUGUUGACUUAAAUUGUGCGAAUUACUGCUGACUGACUGGCGUUUGCGAAAAUGAGUGAUAAAAAAAUAGUACUGAACGGCAAUACUUUACAAUUCCAAAAAUUCUGACGUUUAAAACCAUACAUGUUCUAGAUAAAUACUUAUAAUAUUUAAAGCCAUACAAAUUCAAAAAUUUGUCACUUUUCAAAGCAAUUCAGCAAUGCUUAAAAAUACUUAAAACAUAAAUUUUAAAAUUAAUUCACACGAAGAAAGUAUUAAAUUUUAUAAUUAUUCAAUCCUUAUGAACAAUUCCUGAAAAACCAUUACUCAUUAAAGGUUUUCCUUCCAAUUCAGCGAAAUUCGAUCAUUUUGAGUCAACAAUAUUCAAUUACAUUUCAUCCUCAAAUUGCACUGUUCAAUUUGAUUAUUUUCCAAACAAUCUCCUUUCUUCGCCGACAAAUAAUAUCCAAAAUAAAUCUAUCUAUUUUCUUAAGAUACAAUAGUUAAAUGCAUUGAAAAUUCCCUCCCGUAUUUCGAAUCUUAAUUGCAGAUAAACAAAAAAUAAAAUAAAUAGAAUUUAGAGCAUUCAAAGUUGAUAAUUAAUUAAUUACACACAAUUUAUAAAGCAAGAAAGUUUUUUCGCGCUGAAAGUUGUUCUCACAGUUAAAUUAACAAUCGUGUUACAAAUUACUUUAAAAAGAUUUCAACAGCUAAGAAAUGAAUUUAAGAAAAAAAAAUAUGAAAAUCAAGUUUAACUAGUCACACUUAAGCAUAUAAAGAAUAAUGCACAACGAAAGAUACUGAUUCGAUCAUAAUUUUGGGCAAAUCGAAGAAUUAAAUUCAUGAAAAAUAUUAAAAUCUACUUCAUUUAUGCAUUUUCUUGAGAAUCAUAAGAAUUAAAUCUUUAUAAAAAAAAAUAAAAAAGCAAUAAAUUUGAGCGAUAACUUAAAGAAAAAUGUUUCAAAAAAGUCCAAUGAAUUUAGACAAAAAGUUGCUGAACAAAUCGUGGCAUUAGUGUAAAAUGUGCAAUUAAUAUAUUGUUUUGUGAAGCAUAUUUUUAAUGUAAUCAAAAUGGGGUCAAUGAUUUUCUUCAUAUUUAUGUAAAUUUACUUUUUGUAAGCUUCUUCAAAAUGCUCACUUUAUUGAUUUAUUUGGAUAAAAUUCGAAUUUAAAAUUCAUUCAAAAAUAUUAAAAUUUAUUUUUUAAUUAAUUAUGAAAUCAAUUGAAUUUGAAAAAACAAAAAAAAAUCUAUUUUAACAUUUAAUUUUUGAAUUUGAAAAAACAUUUAACCGAUUUUAAUUUUCAACUUUUUAAUUUUUAAGAUUGAAUUUUGUGUUCAGGCAAAAGUAAAAAUGUUAAACGCUCGCGUUUUAUCAUUAAAACUAGUUCGGCAUUCUUAAUCAUGAAAAGGAUUUAAAUUAUUUACUCAAAUAUCGAUAAAAAAAAUUGAGUUCAAUGUUACUGAGAAUGUUUCUAUUUAAUGUCUAUUAUUACUCAGCCGAUAUGAAAGUGACAUAAUAUUGAAGAAACAUCCACGAACCCCUUUAUCAUAUUUAUAUAAAAAAUGUAUUUUUCUUUAUGGAUGCCAAAUAAUAUAAGUUUGUUUUUUGAUGCUUAUUAUCCAAAAUUUAGUUGAACUGAAUGUAAAGGAUGUUGAUGAUAUGCACUGAGUUUUACAAUGAACUUGUACAUAAAAAAAAAAAUAAUAAUGAUGUGAAUUUUUGAUAAUAUUUUUGAAGAGAACAUGAAAAAAUAUUAGUUUUACUUAUUUUUGGGAUAAACAUAUUUUUUAUACAACAAAUUAUUUUUGAAAGUAAACUCAAUGUAAUCUCUAACUCAUGCAUAAUUGAUUAAAUAUUCCGUCAGAAAUAUUUGUUUUUCUCAUUUUUCUCGACAAUUCUGAAAUAAGAUACAAAAAAAAUAAAAUUGUGUAGCUGAGAAAUUUCAUGUUUAGCUGAUGCUUUUUUCCGUUCAACAGUUAAAAAACAAGAUAUAUAUACAUCUAUAAAUGAAAAGAUAGUAAUUGUAAAUAAUUAAAAAAGAUUGAAAAUAAAACGAAAGUAAUU